AUGAAGAGUGUAGUGAGGAAAGUACAGAGUAGAGAGAGGCGUGGUAGUACGGGCAGCAUAGAGAAGGAUAAGAAAGGAAAGAGUGGGAUAGAGGAGCGGCAGAGGACAGAGAGGUGGGGAAGUGUAGAUAACAUAAAGGAUUAUUCGAAGAGGAAGAGAGGGAUGUCGGGAGAAGAGAAAGGAGAGGGGGGGGACAAGGAUAUAUUCAAGCGGAGUAAUAUAAUAAGUAGGUCACCACCGGGAGGAGGGGACAAGGGGGGGGAUAUGAGCUUGAUGUUUAAGGAAUGGAGGGAGGAGAUGAAAGAGGAGAUGAGAGAAGGAUUGAGAGGGAUUAAAGAGGAAGUAAGGAAAGUAGCGGAGGAACAAAAGGAGGAGCUUAGAAGGGAAGUAGAAAUGUUAAGAAAGGAAUUGGGCAUGAGGGAGGAGACGUGGAAAAAGGAGAGGGAAGAGUUGAAGGCAAAAAUAGAAAAAAUAGAACGAGAAUUGGAGGGGGGGAAAAUAAGGAAGGGAAGAGAAAGAGAGGUUGGACGAGGAGUGAUAGAAAAUGGAAAGGAAACGGAUAAGAAUAUGGAUUGGAAGGAAAGG
Molecule: messenger RNA, 585 nt
Organism: Wasmannia auropunctata (little fire ant)
Lineage: Eukaryota; Metazoa; Arthropoda; Insecta; Hymenoptera; Formicidae
Exons: 1
Source: RefSeq, a predicted model, not a curated record